AUGGUUGCGGUGGCGCUGAACCAGAUGUUGGUGGUGGCGGCGGCGGCUUCCCCAGCUGUGACUGCUUUUUCGUGGAGGAGCUGUUUCACUCUGCUUUUCCCACUCCUCUUCGUUGCCUCCUUCACCUUGGCUGCUGCCGCUGGCAGCGUCCCGGGAGCCGGCAACGGAGUUUUCAGCGUCAAAUACCGCUACGCCGGUAUGCAGCGCACUCUCAGUGACCUCAAAGCUCACGACGAUCGCCGCCAGCUCCAAAUUCUCGCCGGCGUGGAUCUUCCGCUCGGUGGUACUGGCCGUCCCAACGGCGUCGGGCUUUACUAUGCCAAGAUUGGAAUUGGGACGCCUUCGAACGAUUACUAUGUGCAAGUGGAUACGGGAAGUGAUAUCAUGUGGGUCAACUGUAUUCAGUGCAAAGAGUGUCCUAGAACAAGUACACUUGGAAUAGAUCUCACUCUGUAUGAUAUAAAUGAGUCGGCUUCUGGGACCUUGGUUACCUGUGAUCAAGAGUUUUGCUCGGAGGUUAAUGGCGGCCCAUUGUCAGGAUGCACUGCAAAUGUGACCUGUCCAUAUUUAGAGAUAUAUGGGGAUGGGAGCUCCACUGCAGGAUACUUUGUCAAGGAUGUUGUGCAGUAUGACACAGUUUCUGGAGACCUGGAAACCGCCUCAGCAAAUGGAAGCGUGAUAUUUGGAUGUGGUGCUAGACAAUCAGGGGAUCUGGGCUCAUCUACUGAAGCAGCACUUGAUGGGAUACUUGGAUUUGGAAAAGCCAAUUCAUCAAUGAUUUCUCAGUUGGCUAGUACUGGAAGAGUGAAAAAGAUAUUUGCUCACUGCUUGGAUGGUGAAAACGGGGGUGGUAUUUUUGCUAUUGGGCAUGUUGUGGAGCCACGAGUUAAUACGACACCGAUCAUACAAGACCAGCCCCAUUACAAUGUCAAUAUGACAGCUGUUCAAGUUGGUCACGAUAUGCUAAACCUUUCAGCAGAGGUAUUUGAUGCUGGGGAGAAAAAGGGGGCAAUCAUUGAUAGUGGUACUACACUGGCCUAUCUCCCAGAAAUGGUUUAUACGCCUUUGGUAACCAAGAUAAUAUCUGAGCAACCUAAUCUAAGGGUUCAAACUGUACACGAUGAAUAUACAUGUUUUCAGUAUUCUGGAAGUGUGGAUGAUGCAUUUCCAAAUGUGACUUUCCAUUUUGAAAAUUCACUCUUACUGAGGGUGUAUCCACACGAAUAUCUGUUCCCUUUUGAGGGCUACUGGUGUCUUGGUUGGCAAAACAGUGGGCUGCAAUCCAGGGAUAGAAGGAACAUGACUUUGUUAGGAGAUUUAGUGCUCUCAAACAAACUAGUGUUGUACGAUCUUGAAAACCAAGCCAUUGGAUGGACAGAGUAUAAUUGCUCGUCGACCAUUACCGUGAAGGAUGAAAAGACCGGAACAGUACAUUUAGUGGGAUCCCAUACUAUUCCAUCCUCUGCAUCCAAUUUUCGUGCAGAAUGGGCCGUAGUACUCUUGUUGCUAAGUACAUUGCUGCUAUAG
Molecule: messenger RNA, 1527 nt
Organism: Linum trigynum
Lineage: Eukaryota; Viridiplantae; Streptophyta; Magnoliopsida; Malpighiales; Linaceae
Source: the annotation of a GenBank genome assembly